Messenger RNA from Spinacia oleracea (spinach), 2982 nucleotides. RefSeq names its product protein ALTERED SEED GERMINATION 2. The transcript is spliced from 20 exons. The coding region runs from base 163 to 2493 and encodes 776 amino acids. The record is from RefSeq and is a predicted model, not a curated record. Gene Ontology annotation, molecular function: protein binding. Gene Ontology annotation, biological process: negative regulation of fatty acid biosynthetic process. Gene Ontology annotation, cellular component: Cul4-RING E3 ubiquitin ligase complex; cytoplasm. Lineage: Eukaryota; Viridiplantae; Streptophyta; Magnoliopsida; Caryophyllales; Amaranthaceae.
CACGGGGCCAUAACGGGCCACGGGGGUCCUAUGCAAAAUUGACCACCUCCUUCCUUCCCUCUCCCUUUCUCUCUCCUACUUCUUCAUUUCCAGCUUCAUUUCCCAAGAAUUUCUCCUUCGUCACCGAUUAUCUCAAGGUUUUCAGAAAUUCUCUCUUCUACCAUGGAGUUCUUCGCCUAUCGCGACGGUAACAUUUCCAAUUUCAUCGACAACCGUACAAUCGACUUCCGCCAUGAUUUCAAACAUACUUUACAAAUGCACUCGUCCAUGGUGCGGAGGCUGUCACUGGAAAGGGAAUUGGAGGGACACAUAGGUUGUGUAAAUACUAUUGCUUGGAACUCAAAGGGUACACUCCUGAUAUCCGGAUCAGACGACACUCAGAUUAAUAUUUGGAGGCACUCUGAUCGUAAACUUUUGAAUUCCAUUGAGACGGGUCAUUCUUCCAACAUAUUCUGUACAAAAUUUGUACCCGAGACUUCUGAUGAGAUUGUGGUGUCUGGGGCCGGUGAUGCGGAGGUUCGUGUGUUUAAUAUCUCCUGCUUAAGUGGAGGAAGGGCUGAAGAGAUUCAAGAGACUGCUAUGACUCCUUAUGCUCAUUUUCAGUGUCACACUAGGAGAGUAAAAAAAUUAGCGGUUGAGGUUGGAAACCCAAAUGUGAUAUGGAGUGCUAGUGAAGACGGAACCUUGAGACAGCAUGAUCUUCGUGAAGGUUGUUCUUGUCCCCCUGCUGGAUCUUCCAAUCAAGAAUGCCGCAGUGUACUACUUGACUUACGUGGUGCUGCAAAAAGGUCCUUGGCUGAACCUCCUAAACACCUGCUUCAAUUGAAGUCUUGUGAUAUCAAUGUGACAAGGCCUCAUCUGCUUCUUGUCGGUGGAAGUGAUGCAUUUGCUCGUUUGUAUGAUAGAAGGAUGCUGCCUCCGAUGUCUUCGUGUCGGAGAAAAACUUCACCACCUCCUUGUGUAAACUAUUUUUGCCCAAUGCAUCUCUCUGAGCGGGGUAAUUCAGGCUUGCAUUUAACUCAUGUAACUUUUAGUCCCAAUGGCGAAGAAAUUCUUAUGAGUUAUAGUGGCGAACAUGUCUACCUGAUGGAUUUAAAUCAAGAUGGUAGAAAUGCUAGGCAGUACACAUGUGGAGAUGUUGUAAAACACUGGAGCUUUUCUCCUGCUCUUAAUGGAGUGGAACUUUCACCUUUAGUAGCUGUUGCUUCUGAAAGAAUCUCCUCAGCCAAAAGCUAUGCUACUGUGCAGAGUGACAAGUCCAGAAAACUGAUGGAAAUUGCAAAAAUAUGCUUGGAAGAUGAGGAACAGUAUUGCAUUGGAAUUGAAGAUAGGGAACAGUAUUGCUAUGGAAUUGAAGCAUGCAAUGAAGUUCUGGAUGGAGGUUGUGCAAUUGAUUCCCUGAUGAAGCAUGAUUGUCUCUGUACACGUGCUGCCUUACUUCUUAAGCGGAAGUGGAAAAAUGACGCCCACAUGGCUGUAAGGGAUUUGAAUGAAGCUCGAAAAAUUAAUUCAUCUUCUUUUAAAGAACUCGUCUACAUGUCUGAAGCUUUAUCCCAGGUGAGCAAGUAUAAAGAAGCUCUAGAUUUUGCUCAUGCAGCUCAGGGUCUGGAUUCCUCGAAUGCUGAAGUGGCAAAAAUGGUGGAAAGUAUACGGAACGAGCUUUCAGCAGCUGAAAAGAACAAGAAGUUGAAUGAUGUAGGAUCCAAAUCUGACCCACGUGCUGGCGGAAUUAUAUCAUUAAGUGACAUACUUUACCGCACAGAAGCUAAUAGUGAUGCUUCACGAGAUGGUCCUAGGUCUGAAAGAGAAGAGUCUGAUGAAGAAAUAGAGUUGGAUUUUGAAACGUCAAUGUCAGGUGACGAGGGCCGUGAUGCCGAACCGAAUGUUCUUCAUGGAAGUUUGAAUUUGAGGGUUCCUAAACAAACUGAUUCAGCUAGAGAAGCUGGUGGUUCAAAUAGGUUCUGCGGAUCUCCAUCUUCUUCCUGCCAAGAUGACGAAACAAUUUAUCAGCCAGAAGCAGUCAUUGAUAUGAAACAGAGAUAUGCUGGUCACUGUAAUGUAGGAACCGACAUAAAACAGGCUAGUUUCUUGGGCCAGAAUGGUGAUUAUAUUGCAAGUGGAAGUGAUGAUGGCAGAUGGUUUAUUUGGGAAAAAAAAACUGGCCGGUUUAUCAAAAUGCUCCUUGGAGAUGAAGCUGUGGUGAAUUGCAUCCAGUGCCACCCAUUUGAGUCUGUUGUGGCUACUAGUGGAAUAGAUAAUACGAUUAAGAUUUGGACUCCAAGUGCUUCCGUCCCCUCCAUGAUAACUGGAGGGUCAGCUGAUUCUGUUUCAGUAGGUGUUGAAAAGGCUCAAGUCUUGAUGGCGAUGGAAAGCAAUCAACAAAGCUUGUGCCAGACACGUGAAGAUAUUCUGCCACGUGAACUGUUCGAUAGGUUUCGCAGGCAUGGCUUCACCGAAGGAACGCUGCAUCCGUUUGAGUGUGCUCAGAGCUAGUUGCCCUCCUCCAUAGAUUUCCCAGCGUCUCAUUUUUCCUUAAGAGUUCGCGACUUAACUAUUUUUCAUUCACAAUCUGCUGCUGGCCAAGUGAAAUUCAGCCUGAAGAAUUCCAUGAAAUAUGUGCCAUUGUCACCCAUGAGUUUUACAGCAACUUGCUUGUAUAUGAUUGUUCCAACAUGUUGCUGCUUUUUCUAUUCUAAUUUUUCUUGAAAGAACAGGUUAGUGAUACAAUUUGCUCCUUUUUUCCCCCACUUCUUGGAAGGUCUGGAAAUCCAUUACUAAGAUGGAUGGUUGCAAUAUGUGGUCUAUGUAAUUUGUUCUCUAGAUGAGUCACGAUAACUUGAACAAACGGCACAGAUGUACAGCCCCUUUUUUUUCUUCUUCUUUCAAAAACACUUUCGGGUUAGGGUUUUGUAAGUGGACAUUGCAACUGUAAUUGGGUUCAGUUUAACUGUAAGUAAAUAAAUUUUCGGUUAAGAGUUGGAA